This is a messenger RNA of Cyprinodon tularosa, 3075 nucleotides long. RefSeq lists its product as uncharacterized. Lineage: Eukaryota; Metazoa; Chordata; Actinopteri; Cyprinodontiformes; Cyprinodontidae. Bases 414 to 2405 code for a protein of 663 amino acids. The transcript has 5 exons. The record is from RefSeq and is a predicted model, not a curated record.
AGAUAGAGAACGAUGUAGAGACAGGAAGCCUCUGCUGCUACAGAGCCAGUGAGACUCGGGCAGGCAGAGGGGGAAGACGAAGAGAGAGGGAGAGGGGGCCUCCUGGCAUCUCUGAGACAGGCCCAGAGAGGGGGGAGAGGGGCUCCAGGAGCAACACAACGUAGAGAGAGACAGAGAGAGAGCAGUAGGUGGAGAAGGAGCAUCGGCAGAGGAAAGAGGUAGGGCGAUAAAAUCAGAAGCAGGGUUUGGCAGGAGUGGAGGGAGAGGGUGGGACCUUAGCUGAGGAGGGAAAAUAACACUGAAGAAAAAAAAAGUUUUGAAAACUGAGGGAAAGAAUAGAAUAGAAUAGACAGAGCAUGUGUUAAUGUUGGAAGCCAGAGGAGAUCCAUGGAAGAAAGUCAUCAUCCGUCAGCAUGUUCUCUGACAGUCGGGCCACUUCAACGCCCAGGGAGCAGAAAGGCUUCAAGACGCAUGGCCCCCACUUCAUCCCAUGGCUGCGCAACAGUCUGAAGGCUCACCAUGGCAGCGCAGACCUGGGGCUCAAUGGGGCAUACAAAUCCAGCUCAGAGGCCCGCAACAGCCUGACCCCACUGGAGAGAGCCAAGGGGAUUGGUUUGUUCUCCAUCCAGGGAAAGGACCGGGCAAAGAAGGGGGAGCUCCGAUGUAAUGGCAUGGGUAAGCUGCCAGUGGUGCUGAGGGGGAACCACAUCCUGCCAGGCAGUGUGGGGAAGCAGAAGGAUGAGAGUCCUGCCAAGUGGAACAAGACUAAAGAACUGGACGUGGACCCUAUCACCAACACUCAGCUCAGCCCAAAGGAAGGACUGACUGACAAUUCCUGCUCUGCACCAGAGAGCCAAAAUGUUGGCCACACAAUUCUCCGUCAGACGCAGAAUGACACAAGCAGCCCCUUAGUGAGGAAAUACGGGCCUUUGGUGGGGCCCCAUCCUACACCUAUACCUGUGCUGCUGGCAGAGAAGCCCAGCUGUAAUGUGCCUGUUGUGGUGUGCAUGGAAGACAGGGAGAGGAAGAUGUGGGACUACACUAGUCACACCACCUACCACCAGAGAGACCUCCAUUCAUCCAGCUGGCUGGGCUCAGACACUCAGGAGCUCAUGGAGAGACAGCAUGGGUUCACCUCCAGCUUCAGCUAUAUCAACAAACACAGCAGGAGCUCACAGAGCCAGAGAGACCUGACAGCCCCGAGGGAGCCCCUGAAUGGCCUCAUCUUUUCCACAGAGACCCCUCCUGAACGCCUGGGCUGCUUCUCAACUCUAAGAGGCCAGAGGAAACCCAGGCUGAACUCAGAACAGAUUGCAAUCCUGGGUCAGAACCAGACAUGGGUACAGCACAAAUCAAACAGAGACCAGGAGCCACCGAGGAAGGGAGCAGGCUGCAGCAGAAAGGUGGUCCGAAACCAGAUCAAACGAGUGGUGGACAACCUGGAGCAGGUUCUUACAUCACUGAGGGACAUUCAGCAGGAAAUCAAAGAGGUUGUGCAGCAGAUUGACUAUCUAACCUCUUCCAUUGAUCUGGAUGAUGAGGAGCAGCAGAUAGCAGGAGAAGAAGCUAAGCCUCCCAGCGACAGCAGCUACAGUUCAGCUUCUAGCUCCAGUGAGGUGACAGUACGCAGCGCCCAGCAGAGGCCUCCAAGAGCUGAAAACCGGUUGGUGGACUCCGAUGGUUCCCCCAGUGGAGAGAAUCACAGCAGAAGUCUGCCUUCACAGAAUGGCCAGCUGCACUCCAUUACCACAGGCUCGCUGUCUGAAAGGAGUCGGACUGUUAGACUAAGUUGUGGUACCAUGCUCUCGCCAAGAAAAAGCGUAUCUCGAGCACACACAAACUGUCCUCCCUGUUCUAAUCCACCCCCUCCUAAAAACCCGACCACCCAGGAUCAAAUUCAGUCUCCUAAAGGAAACAUCCCUGCGCGACCUCCCACUCCUGGGCUUUCUCCUCUAACAGUGAACCUCCAUCACCCCAGCAGCCCUGGAUCACAGCCUUCCUCCCCUCUGUCUCCAAAGCUUUAUCCACCUCCCGCCCUUAGCCCGUCUGUCAUCAUAGAGACCAAAGUCGGGUCAUAUCAGACCCCACAAGGCGAUCUGCCAUCUGCUGGACCGUUCUCAUCAUCACUAACCCACCCUCUGUCUGCCAGCUGCCCACCCACAAACUCUGAGACCAAACGUUUGUCCCAGCGCGACAAAGAGCGGCGAGCAUCCUCAGCGGGACCCUCACAUGCCUACGCUAUCAACGCAGGUACAGCUAAACCCCCCACAGGACAGGGCAGAAGGGGCCGCAAGCCCCCACCUUACCCCCAUCACAGACUCUCCGAGCCCCAGAAUAAAGUAAGAGAGGCCAGGAAAGCUCCUCCGUACCCAGAGAAAAAAAGGCUGCUCUCUACCACGGUGUGAGACAAUGCAGCAGAAGGGGGGCAGCCAAUCGAACGGAGGCAAAUAAACAGCACCAGCCAAAUGUCUGCCAGAGUGGGGAGUGAUUUAAGGCGGUGUAAGGCUCGCCAACUUCAGCUGAGAUCAAGUUUCCAGGGUGACAGGAUGCAAAGGUAACCCAGGGUAACAAGAGCCUUUGUGCAGAUGUUCAAUUUGCACCCCAGUUCUGCGCCUCCCACAGACUUCACAGCUAAAGGGCAAAGGGGAAGGCAUUAUUACCCAGAAACCAGAAGGAAACUGCAAUUACUUCAGAAUGUUAGGUCGAGAUCCGGGAGUGAUCUUUUUUCCUAUUCUGACCCUCCCCUGAGAGAGACGGAGAGCCUGGACGGCGACAAAGGGACCCAGCUGAACUCCAGGGAGACACGAGAUGAAAGACGCAGAAGGGCACAGAGCCAGAGCGGGAGGAGGAGGCAUGUUCUCUCCCUCUCCAUUUCUAAUGACACCAGUGUUAGGACUGUCCUUGCUGGGGGAAAGGAGGCGUGUCAAGGGGUGCCUCGCAUCGCCUCGCCUCAUGGACCACGACCGCAUCAGCUGCGGCCGAAAGUGACUGACCUCAGAGUCCAGACAUUAACCUUCCACAGAAAGCAGUCUGUGCAAAGACAACUUCAAGUUUGACUCCAAAAACUAAAAAAAA